AGGGCGGGGGGGGGGGGCCCGAGGAAGUCCGGGGGCCGUCGGUGAUGCCCCCGCCCCCGCCCCCGCCCCCGCCGCGUCAGGGUUGCUCCCUGCGCUUCCGAGUGGCGACUGCAGCGGGUCCGGUGCAGGUGAGGGGCGCGCGCCUGCCCAGCUUUGCAGCCCCCGAACGCGGCCUCGCAUAGGUGAGGGCGGUGCCGGGUUCACCUGGCAGCGCGCGUGGGCCGGGCAGCAGGGUCGCCGCCUGGGGGUGGGCGUCUUCUCUCAACCGAAGCUGGGAGUUGGGGAGCUGGAGGGUCCAGAAUGAGAAUUCAGUGGCGCUACUACCCCGGAGCUGCUUGUGGUUCAGAGAUCAGAAAGGCGUCCUGAGGACUGGAGGCAGAAAUCCAGGCGUGGCGUACUGGAAGGCGCACUAGGGGAGGGCAGCCUGGCCCAGAAUUUCUUUGCAUUUUAAAGGCCACACAUUCAGUCUCCCCGGGGCGCUACGGAGUUAGUCACCGCCACAUCCAGGACUCCUUCCACAGAGGAGUCAUUGCAGUUGUUUUCAGUAGAGGUGUACUUCUGAGAAGUGGCUUCUUGGGUCUUCAUGCAGCCAUGGAUCUGGAUAAACCAUCUGUUUGGGGCUCAUUAAAACAGCGGACCAGGCCAUUGUUGAUCAACUUGAGCAAGAGGAAGGUGAAAAAGAACCCAAGUAAGCCCCCAGAUCUAAGGGCAAGGCAUCACUUGGACCGCCGUCUCAGCCUCUCUGUGCCUGAUCUCCUGGAGGCUGAGGCCUUGGCCCCAGAGGGCCGGCCUUACUCCGGGCCACAGUCUUCCUACACCUCGGUGCCCAGCAGUCUGUCCACUGCAGGGAUCUUUCCCAAGAGCAGCAGUAGCUCCUUGAAACAGUCUGAAGAAGAAUUGGAUUGGAGCCAGGAGGAAGCCAGUCACCUCCAUGUGGUGGAAACAGACUCAGAGGAGGCCUAUGCCUCUCCUGCUGAGUGGAGACGGGUGUCCAGCAACGGCAUCUUUGAUCUUCAGAAAACUUCCCUUGGAGGGGAUGCACCAGAAGAGCCAGAGAAGCUAUGUGGAAGCAGUGACCUGAAUGCUUCUAUGACAUCUCAGCAUUUUGAAGAACAAUCUGUACCGGGGGAAGCCAGUGAUGGCUUGAGUAACCUCCCCAGCCCUUUUGCAUACCUCCUCACCAUACACCUGAAGGAAGGCCGGAACCUGGUUGUCCGAGAUCGCUGUGGCACAAGUGAUCCUUAUGUGAAAUUUAAGCUGAAUGGGAAGACGCUGUACAAAAGUAAAGUCAUAUAUAAGAACUUGAACCCAGUAUGGGAUGAGAUAGUUGUAUUGCCAAUCCAAAGCCUUGAUCAAAAGCUACGUGUGAAGGUAUAUGAUCGAGAUUUAACCACAUCUGAUUUCAUGGGUUCUGCAUUUGUCAUUCUCAGUGAUCUUGAGCUUAACAGAACAACUGAACAUAUUUUAAAACUGGAAGAUCCAAACAGUUUAGAAGAUGACAUGGGAGUGAUAGUCUUAAAUUUGAACCUAGUGGUAAAACAGGGUGAUUUCAAGAGACACCGUUGGUCAAAUCGGAAGCGAUUAAGUGCCAGCAAGUCCUCUUUGAUACGCAACCUACGGCUCUCUGAGUCCUUGAAAAAGAACCAACUCUGGAACGGGAUUAUAAGUAUAACUUUGUUGGAAGGGAAGAAUGUCUCAGGAGGAAGCAUGACAGAGAUGUUUGUCCAGUUAAAACUGGGAGAUCAGAGGUAUAAAAGUAAGACACUGUGUAAGAGUGCAAAUCCGCAGUGGCAGGAACAGUUUGACUUUCACUACUUCUCUGACAGGAUGGGCAUUUUGGACAUUGAAGUGUGGGGAAAGGACAACAAAAAGCAUGAGGAACGUCUGGGCACGUGUAAAGUGGAUAUCUCGGCACUCCCUCUGAAGCAAGCCAACUGCCUGGAGCUGCCACUGGACAGCUGUCUGGGGGCUCUCCUUAUGUUGGUCACACUUACACCCUGUGCGGGGGUCUCCGUCUCUGAUCUGUGUGUCUGCCCCUUAGCAGACCCCAGCGAAAGAAAGCAGAUUACCCAGCGAUAUUGCUUACAGAACUCCCUGAAAGAUGUGAAAGACGUCGGCAUUCUACAAGUGAAGGUUUUAAAGGCAGCAGAUCUCUUAGCGGCAGAUUUCUCAGGGAAGAGUGACCCAUUUUGCUUGCUGGAGUUAGGCAAUGACCGACUUCAGACACAUACCGUCUACAAAAACCUCAACCCUGAAUGGAACAAAGUUUUUACAUUUCCCAUUAAAGAUAUCCAUGAUGUUUUGGAAGUGACAGUGUUUGAUGAAGAUGGCGAUAAACCCCCAGAUUUUCUUGGAAAAGUUGCCAUUCCCUUGCUGUCCAUUAGAGAUGGACAACCAAAUUGUUAUGUACUAAAGAAUAAAGAUUUAGAACAAGCUUUUAAAGGAGUUAUUUACUUAGAGAUGGACCUUAUAUAUAAUCCGGUGAAAGCAAGUAUUAGGACUUUUACUCCCCGGGAAAAGCGCUUUGUUGAAGACAGCCGCAAGCUGUCCAAAAAGAUCUUAUCAAGAGAUGUGGACCGUGUGAAAAGAAUCACUAUGGCAAUAUGGAAUACAAUGCAGUUCCUUAAAAGCUGCUUCCAGUGGGAAUCCACAUUAAGAAGUACAAUAGCAUUCGCGGUAUUUUUGAUCACUGUCUGGAAUUUGGAACUAUAUAUGAUCCCCUUGGCAUUGUUGCUGAUCUUUGUCUACAAUUUCAUCAGACCUGUGAAAGGCAAGGUCAGCAGCAUCCAGGACAGCCAGGAGAGCACAGACGUAGAUGACGAGGAGGAUGAAGAUGACAAGGAAUCUGAGAAAAAGGGGUUGAUUGAAAGAAUCUAUAUGGUACAGGAUAUUGUUUCAACUGUUCAGAACGUCUUGGAGGAAAUAGCUUCUUUUGGAGAAAGGAUUAAAAACACAUUUAACUGGACGGUCCCCUUCCUUUCAUCUCUGGCCUGUUUGAUUCUGGCAGCAGCCACCAUCAUUUUGUAUUUCAUUCCACUGCGGUACAUCAUUUUAAUCUGGGGCAUAAAUAAAUUUACUAAGAAGCUUCGAAAUCCCUAUUCCAUCGACAAUAAUGAGCUACUAGACUUCCUCUCUAGGGUACCGUCUGAUGUUCAAAAGGUGCAGUAUGCAGAAUUGAAACUCUGCAGCAGCCACAGUCCCCUGCGGAAGAAGCGCAGUGCUCUCUAGGGCACACACCGACUUUGGACAGCAGCACCCAAUAUUGUGUUUGGUUGAGUAGACCAAUGUUAUGGCUGUUUCAGUGGUACCCAAGGUGUCCUUCUGAAAUGCAUGCCCUGUGGCACCCUCUGUAUACUUCCUCCUCCUUCAUGUGCACAGACAUACACACAUGUGCACACACCCUCAUGCAUGGGUGUCCUAGUUGCAUAGAGGGUCAGCCCAGCAAAAAGCAACAAUCCCAAGACUGUGAAAGACUAACAUCCAUUCUGAAAUAGGAGAUAACGAGGCUGCCAUGGAUCUGAACACCACCUUCCUUGAGAACAGCCAGGAGCCCACUUGGAUUCAAAGAACAGCCAGGAGCCCACUUGGAUUCAAGAGUGACUUUGAACUUGUUUUCACACCUCCACCAGACUCUCACUAAGAUUCAGUUAUUUCCGCUCCCCAGCCCCACAUUCCUUUCAGAUUAUUGUUCAUGGGCGUAAGUCUCUUCUCAGAGUUAACAAGUCUUUGGUAGUCAUCAUCUGUCCAAAUAUUGUAUAUUAUUAAAAGGCAUUUUUAAUAAUUACCAGAAUUAGCUCAAACCUUUAGGGAUCUUUCAGCCAUGAUUAUUAAGGAUAUGUAUGUGAAUUUUUGGGAAACCUCUCGGUGCUGGAUGCCAGCCUACAGCAGGGUCCAUUGCUGGCAAUGGAUGGCCCAGGAAGGUCCCUAGAGAUCACUCACUAGAAAAAUGAGGGUCCCAUGAAAGUAUUUGGUUGCCUUCUGAUGCCACUUCUUCUCACUUUACUUUUUGCUUAUUUUCAAAAUAUUAUAAAAUGUCAACAUAUAAUUUCAGAAAGGCAGGUGGGGGUAGGGGAGAAAUGAAUGAAUGAAUGAAUUCUCUAGGUAUUUAGAAAGAUAAGAAACUGAAGACCGAGAGACUAAUAAGGCUGCUUAUCUAAUUAUUAUGAUCAUUUCAUUUGCCUGAAUGUUUUAAGCAGGAAGUAGAAAUACUUUGGCUGCCCAAAUGUAUCUUUUGUUCCUCUUAGAAGUAAAAUAAGCUACAUACAAUAAAAAUUUAUUUCAGAACCCCAUUUCUAGAAAAUACCACCCCAGAGUCCUCAUUUGAUAGCAUCUGUCUCCUGCAGACCUCAUCAUUCCACAGUAUUUCCCUGCCAUGUAAAAAUCCUGACUUUGUGCAUAUAUAAAAUGUAUGCAAUUAAGUCUGUUUAAAUGAUAUUUAAAUUUUAAAGACUGUAUUUUGUUGACACAUACUUUGUGCAGUUUUUAUGUAUGUAUGUAUUAUAAAAAAAGUUAAGGUUAAAAAGAUCUCAUUUAAUAGUGAGUUUACUAUUUUUUUUUUUUUGUCUCUGGGUUGUAAUUUAAUAAUCUUCAAACAAAAUGUUUACGAAAAAUGCCAAAGAUUCUAAAUCUUAUCAUCCCGUGUCUGUUUUUCUUCAUGUUGUAUCUCACUGGGUUGCUUUCUGGCUGAGCCAGAAUUCUGCAUGAUUUGAUUUACUUCAAGUUAAUGAAGCUGGCUGGAAAAGAGCCUUGCAGAAAUUAUAAAAGCUCCAGUAAAUCUCGUAGUUGUACAUACAAUAGAUACCCAAGAACCUCUUUUGUUAAACCAGUUACUCAAUCUUCUGUGUAAACAAUGCCUCAUUGUCUUGCUUCUAACUAUCAUCUAGUUUAUCACAGUCUGUCAUUUUGUAACGACCUAAGUCAGACAUUUUUAAACAGACAUGUGAGAUCUGAUCAGUCAUUUGAAUGAAAACUUUCAGCAGCAAAAUAACCCCUUAUUUAUUUAAAAGUGGAACCAAUACUUUAUUGUUGUUCUUUUGCUAUAGAAUUUCAAAAUGAAAUUAUUUGCCUGACAAGAAGGCAUCAUUAGUUAGACUUGUUUCCUCUGUAGCCCGAUUGAAAUUCUCAGUGUUAAGUUUAGGACCCAAACACCAGCUGGGACGUAAGAGCAGGACCGAAUCAACCUUGAAUAAACUGUAUAUAGAAAACAAUUGUUAGUUGAUUAAGUAGACAUUGGAUGUUAGAAAGGAAUGUUAGUUGUGACAUGUUAAGAUUUAUACAAUUGUCAAAAACUUUUAGGAAAUAUUCCAGAAUGCUUUUGAUAAAAUUUAUGGAUUAUGGAUUCACAGUGUGAUAAUUAAGUAGGGAUGUUGAAGUCUUGCCAAGUUUUCCUGGUUCUCUUCUCAAACUUUAUCCUCCCAUUUCUAGCCCUGUCUCUCUAUCUUACAGGCAUCUACACCUCAGCAAGUCAGAAACUAAACAUCAUCUGUCUCUCCCUGUCUUCAGAACCCCAGCCCUCAUAAUCUCCUUCCAGCUUCCUUAUUUCCCUUACCAGGACUGACAUUUUCUGGGCUUGGAAUUUCUCGGUCAUCCUCUUUUUUUUGUUCCUCGUGCUGUUGUCCUCGUCUCCCAACCCCUAAAGCCUAAUAGGUCCAGUGUCAAUGCAUUAACCACUUCUAUUCUGAUUUCCACCACCCAAGUGGAGGCCUUCAUAACCUCUCAGACGUCACGGCCAUGAUGCCAGUUACGUUAUGCCUAGUUAAUCUUCAUUCACACUGGAAGGACCUGCCCCCAGUUUCUUUCUGAAUAGAUUCUACUCUCCUUCAACACUUCCAAAGUCUCCUGCCCCAAAGAGGCUUAGUUAGUCCUGUGGCUGGAUGUGACUCCAACUUCCUUUUUUGUACCCUCACAUCUUUCAUAUCUUUCUGGCAUCUGCCAUACAUCAUAAGAGGCUUUGACCACUGUCCUCCACUGAAUAGCCCAUUACAGCUAGCACCUAAUAGUUACUCAGGAAAUAAAUACAUGUUUAACAGGCCAGGUCAUAGAGAUUAUUUUUCUUUCUCUGCCUUUUCAUGUGCUGCUUUCAGAACAGAGGGCUGGAUUGGAUAGAUUAGUAUGAUCUAUCCUGGAGAUUAAUUUCUUGCAUUAAGAGCUUACUUUGUGUGAUAUUAUUUAUAAUCCCUGACUAUGUCAAUUAUAAACUUUUAAAUUAUGUCUUAUAUUUGAAGUUCUUACCUACAUACCAGAGGAAAAUAUAAUGUUUAUUUCUAGGUGGUAAAA
Molecule: messenger RNA, 6276 nt
Organism: Gorilla gorilla gorilla (western lowland gorilla)
Lineage: Eukaryota; Metazoa; Chordata; Mammalia; Primates; Hominidae
Gene: MCTP2
Product: multiple C2 and transmembrane domain containing 2
Exons: 23
Coding region: 592-3228 (878 amino acids)
Biological process (GO): regulation of neurotransmitter secretion
Cellular component (GO): synaptic vesicle membrane
Molecular function (GO): calcium ion binding
Source: RefSeq, a predicted model, not a curated record